CCUGAGCCUCCGCGAGAGAAAUAACCCUCAUCGAAACUAAAACUCCCUCAUAUAGAAGGAAGAAAUACCUCCUCACAGACAUCAUUUCUAUUUAUCCCUAGCGUCGCAUUGCCAUCCAUCUGUAUCUAGUCCGUAAUCUCUUGGGCGGGCACUUGAAUCGUUUGGACUACAAUACACCUUCAUCGUCACUACCCGUGUCGGCCCGUUAGGUAUUGUCGCCACCAUCAGUACGCUCAAGGAAUUUAUAUUCAAGAAGGACGCGUUUGAGGCCCGUAUCGAACCAACCGACCGACCACAACAACAAACAUAUUGACAGACAAAAACAACACAACCUUGGUUGACCACUGAUACUUGUCAACUACUGUCAAAAACGCAAAAAAAAAAUGACCGACAAGAUUCAACACGCGACCGACCAAGUGGUCGGGAGUAUCGAAUCUGGAAUCCACCGGAUCCACGGAGCCGGGGAUGCGAUCCGUGGGACCGCCAUGGAGGCGCUCGACAAGGUCCUGCACAGCCGUGAAGGUGAAGAGAGAGACCGAGAGAUCGCGGAGAGAGGUAGAGCGGAGAUGGAGACGGCCGGGGAGUGGGAACGUGACGGAUCGAGGUCGAAGUUGCAGGCCCGCCGAAGGUCGACCAGCAGGAGCAGCGCCGGGGUCGGUGAAGGUUCACACCUGGCCCAGUCGAGGAUCAGGGGGGCGGAGGACGCCUCGAAUCUGUCGUCGCCCGAGGAGGAAAUGAAGAAGACGGACACGACAAUCGGGUCGCAAAAGGGUGAUGGAUUAAAGGCCGCGAGGUUGGCCAUGAAGGAGUGAUACCCCUACCUGAACUUGAACUAAGAGAGUGUCGAGUGUCACGAUGGGAAAGGAGGAGGAGGAGGAGGACGACGACGACGGAGGGUGAAAGACCAAAGGGGCCAACCUGAUGAUAGGGUUUUGAGAGGGCGUAACGAGAGGUUGUGGUUGUAUUGUAUAUCGUAUUCCCGAGGAUCGAGAAUGAGAAUCGUCACAGUUGAAGGUGGUCCAUCUCAUCAUGAUGGUUUUCUUGGUCAGAUAUUCCUCUUACUCGUGACUUCUUGCACACCAUGAACUUUGGUCAUUGCUUUGUAAUUUUUCUCCCCCUUCAGUACUGAGUAGAUUCACUUGAUGAAAAAACCAUCUGCCGAACAAUGCAACGUACAGCCAGGGACAAAAGGUCUCGUACAUACCCUAGACAUAAUCCCUCCCCGGCUAUGAUGAUAAUUGUACAUGGGGCUUAGCUGGCUACAAUAUCAUACCCCCGCACAUUAGUCCUUAGCCUGUCGAUCCAUACACCCCUAUUGGCAUUGCCUGAUACUCCCGUACUAUUGUGGCUCUUCCCAAACAAACAUGGUUGGUUCCAGGGAUUCCUUUCCAAGCCCUCGAAAAGCUGGCAUUUUCCCACCCAUCAUCAUGAACCCCCCCAUGUCUUGAAUGUCUAUCUAU
Molecule: messenger RNA, 1460 nt
Organism: Exophiala oligosperma
Lineage: Eukaryota; Fungi; Ascomycota; Eurotiomycetes; Chaetothyriales; Herpotrichiellaceae
Exons: 2
Coding region: 384-812 (142 amino acids)
Source: RefSeq, a predicted model, not a curated record